AACAGCAAGAGCUGGAUGAAGCCUUCAAUGCUAGCAAAUUCAGCUUUACUACAGUAGUCAGGUUGUAUGGCACAUUAAUCGUUUAGCGUGGAGUAUCGACUAGCGACGGAAUUGAUCCGAGAGAAGAGUUUCUAUGCUAGCUAGGAAGCGAUCGAUAAGCAUCGGCAAAUUCAAGGCGAACAUCCGUCUAUCUCACGACUGUGACUGACUCUGCUUGCAUGGCAUGGCGUUUCGCGGCUCCACUCUCGCCGUGCCCCUGAGCAUGGCCUCAGACAUGGAAUCAGCACCUGGUUCUUCCGCCGCCCUUCGCGGCCACCUGGCAGACAUGGGAUUCAGGGAAGCGGAAAGCAUAGUGGGAGGUAGAUCGGGCACGGGGGGGGAAGGGCGGGAUCAGCAGUCAGCGAUGGUACUGGCGGCGGUGGCGGAGUCGAUAGAGAUGCUGCGCACGGCGGGGAGCGACGCGGACGAGAAGGAGCGCGUGGCCAUGCAGCUCAGCCAGCUGGCGGAGACCAGCGUCGACGCGCGCGCGGCCAUCGGCUACCACGCGCAAGCCAUUCCGCUGCUCGUGGGGCUCGUGCGCUCGGGCACGCUGCCCGCGCGCACGCAUGCGGCGGCGACUCUGGGGGCGAUCUGCGACGAGCAGGAGCUGCGCGUGAAGGUGCUGCUGGGCGGGUGCAUUCCGCCCAUGCUGGCGCUGCUGCGCAACGGCCCCAAGGACUCGCAGAUGGUGGCGGCGGAAGCGCUCUUCGCCAUGUCCAAGGCGGGUUCGGGUCGCGACGCCGUGGGCUCGCGGAUCUUCGCGUCGGAGGGCGUGGUGCCGGCGCUGCUGCAGCAGCUGCAGAAGCACGCGGGCAUCCACCCGGACGUGCUGGGGCUUGUCACGGGCGCCAUGCGCAACCUGUGCUACGCGGUGCCGGGCUUCUGGCGCACGGUGGAGGCGGCGGGCGGCGUGGAGAUCUUCACGAGCAUGCUGUCCAUGGGGCGCCCCGCCACGCAGGAGAACGCCGCCGCGCUGCUCACCAGCUUCCUCACCAGCCCCUACCUCGCGCACCCCAAUGCGGCCGCCGCGGCCGCGCAGCAGCAGGCCAAGGGCAAGACUCCUGCGGCUACAGUGGCGGCAGCAGCGGCGGCGGCGGCGGUGGCAGCCAUGGAGGGCGGGGAAGGGCUGGAGGAGGCGGCAAAGGCGGCGGCUAGAGUGGUGGAGGCCGGCGCCAUUCCGCCGCUCCUCGCGCUGCUGCAGCCGGGUCGGGAGGUGGCGGUCAGGACCGAGGCGGCUGGGGCGCUGCGAGCAAUCUCAGCCGUGCACGUGGCGGCGCGGGAGAAGAUCGCGGCGGCGGGGGGAGUGGGCAUGUUGAUCCGCGCGACGAUGGCCCCCUCGGCGGAGAUGAUGCAGACGGGGUACGCGCAGGUGCUGCAGGAGAACGCCAUGGGCGCGCUCGCCAACAUUGCGGGGGGCAAGGCGGAGGUCGUCGCGUCGCUCGCGGCGGCGGUGAGCAGCGCACACUCGGACCGCGAGCUGGCGGACAACAUCGGCGCGCUGGCAUACGCGCUGAUGGUGCUGGAGGAGGACGACGAGGAGGGCGCGGCGGAGGACGGCGAGGGCGGGGGCGGCAGCAAGGUGGACGCAGAGGGCAUCGAGCGCGCGCUGGUGGAGAAGCUGAGCCCGCUGCGGCCGGCGUCGGCGCUGGUGCAGGAGCGGUCGAUCGAGGCGCUGGCGAGUCUGUACGGCAACGGCGUGGUGGCGCGCGGGCUGAGCAACGCGGAGGGCAAGCGCAUGCUGGUGGGGCUGGUGACGCUGUCGCCGGGCGACGCGCAGGCGGAACUGGUGGAGGCGCUGUUCAACGUGUGCGUGCAGGGCGCGGACCUGUGGAGCGCGCUGCACGGGCGCGAGGGCGUGCUGCAGCUGGUGGGGCUGCUGGGGCUGUCGACGGAGGACCAGCAGGAGUGCGCGUGCGCGCUGCUCGCCAUCCUCAGCCACGAGGAGGACGAGAGCAAGUGGGCCAUCACCGCCGCCGGAGGCAUUCCCCCCUUAGUGUCGCUCCUGGGGACAGGCACGGCCAAGGCCAAGGAGGACGCGGCGGAGCUGCUGGGUAACCUAUGUUCUUAUAACGAGGAUAUUCGCGCGUGCGUGGAGACGGCGGACGCGGCCCCCGCGCUGUUGCAUCUGCUGGGCAGCGGGACGGAGAGGGCCCAAGCGGCGGCGGCGCGCGCUCUUAUGCGGCUGGUGUCGGGCGGGAGCAGCGGCGCGAGCGGCGCGAUCGGGCAGCUGACGGGCAUUCUGGUGGCGGAGGUGCCGGAGUCCAAGGUGCACGUGCUGCGCGUGCUGGGCCAGCUGCUCGCCGACUCGCCCGACGCCGCGGACGACGGCAGCGCGGCCAACGAGGCGCUUCAGACGCUCGUCGCGCUCGUCGAGUCGGAGCGCGAGGAGACGCAGGAGAGCGCGGCGGCGGUGCUGGCGAAUCUGUUUGCUGCGCGGGAGGAUCUGCGCGAGGGGCCGGUGGCCGCGGAGGCGAUACCCCCGCUGGUGCGGCUGGUGGAGGACGGCGGCGAGCCCGUGGCCAUGCAGGCGGCGCGCGCGCUGGCGGCGCUCUUCUGCUCCAUCGACAGCAACGAGGAGGCGGCGCACGCGGCGAGGGCGAGCAUCUUUCCGCUGGUGAAGCUGGCGCGCGCGCGCGAGAUGGCGGUGGCGGAGGUGGCGACCACUGCGCUCGCCAACCUGCUGGCCAACCCCGAGCUGGCUCUGCUGGCUCCGGCGGACGAGGUGGUGCUGCCGCUCUCGCGCCUGCUGCGCGAGGGCACGCCGCACGGUAAGGAGCACGCGGCGGGCGCGCUGGCGCACCUGCUGCACUCCCGGCCGCUGGACGAGGAGCUGGCGGAGAGCAUCCGCCAGUGCAGCACGGUGCUCGCGCUCGUCGCGCUGCUCGCCGUCGGCGCCAGCGAGGACGCGUCCAUGGCGGCGCUGGAGGCGCUGGCGGCUCUGGCGCGUGCCAAGGCGCAGAAUUGGGGUGGGCAGGCGCCGCUGGCAGUGCUGUCGGAGGUGCCGUACUCGAUGGGCCCGCUGGUGGCGGUGCUGGCGGGGGGCUCGGCGGGCAUGCAGGAGAAGGCGGUGGAGGUGCUGUCGCGCCUGUGCAAGGACCAGCCCGUCACGCUGGGCGACAUGAUCGCCGCCACCGACAACUGCGUCGCCGCGCUCACCGCGCGAAUCACGGAGGCGGAGAGUCUGGAGGUGAAGGUGGGCGGCACGGCGCUGCUGAUCUGCGCGGCGAAGGAGCACCGCGCGGCGACCAUGGCGGCCAUGGAGGCGGCGGGCACGCUGCAGCCCGUCGUGCGGUGCCUCGUGGACAUGCUGGCGGCGCAGCAGCAGUCGCCCGACCAGCAGCAGCAGCAGCUGGAGGAGGGCGACGGGGAGGCCUCGGCGGAGGCGUUGGUGAGCAGCGUGGCGCUGUGGCUGCUCGCCGUCAUGGCGAGCCACGACCACCCCACGCGCGCGCUUGUCGCGGCGGCGGGGGCGGUGGAGGUGCUGGUGGACCGCCUCUCGGCGCUGUCGGCAGAGGGGGAGGGGGCGGACGACGCCGGGAUGGACGGUGGGGACGGCACGCAGGCGGGGGACAGCGGGGGUGCGUGGGUGUGCGCGUUGCUGCUGGCGGUGCUGUUCUGCAAUCGCGACGUGGUGCGCUCGCCCGUGGCGCUGAGGGCUAUCCCUCCCCUCGCCUCGCUGCUCACCUCGCCCGACCCCUCGCAGCGCUACUUCGCCGCGCAGGCCGUCGCGUCGCUCGUGGCGAGCGGCAGUCGCGGCACGCUGCUCGCCAUCGCCAACAGCGGCGCCAUCCCGCUGCUCCUCGCGCUGCUGGGGCGCGCGGAGGCGGACGUGGCGCACCUGCGCGCGCUGGCGGACGACUUUGAACUGGCGGGCAGUCCGGAGCAGGCGGCGCUGGAGAAGCUGUUCCGCUGCGACGACAUCCGCGCGGGCCGCCACGGCAGCGUGGUGGUGCCGCAGCUGAUCGCGCUGCUGACGCCCAACGCCGACCAGCCCAGCGCGCCCGCCGUCGCCAUCGGGCUGCUCACGCAGCUGGCGGGCGGCAGCAGCGCGAACCGCGUGGCCAUGGCGGACUACCGCAUCCUGGAGGCGCUCACCACGUACCUCACGCUCGGCCCCCAGGAGGCGAUGGAGGAGGCGGCGGUGGAACUGCUGCGGGUGCUCUUCCAGGCGGACGACCUGCGCCUGCACGCCGCGGCGCCCGCCGCCAUGGACCAGCUUGUCGCCGUGCUCAGAGUGGGGUCCAGAGGGGCGCGCCUGCCGGCCGCGGCGGCGCUGGAGGCGCUGUUCGCCGUGGACGCCCACCGCAGCAGCGACGCCGCGCUGCACGCGCUGCACCCGCUCGUCGACAUGCUGGGCAGUGGGGGGGCCGCCGCUGCUGGCGCUGCCAGUGGGGCUGCUGGCAGCGGGGCAGUGGAGGGCGAGCAGCGGGCGGCAGCGGCAGCGCUGUGCCAGCUGGCACAGGGCAAUGUGGGUCGGGUGCUGCAGGCGUGUGAGGAGGGGGGCAUUCCGCUCAUGGCCACCAUACAGCGACUGCUGGAGGCCCCAGACCAGCCGCCCGCUGGCGGCGGCAGCAGCUACGACAAGGGGGGGGCGGAGGUGAAGGCGGCGGUGGUGGAGCUGCUGCAGAUCCUCUUCACCUUCCCGCGCGCGCGCUCCGGCCCCGUCGCCGCCGCGCUCAUCCCGCCGCUCGUCGUGCUGCUGCUGCACCCGUCGCCCACGCUGCAGUACCGCGCGGCGGGCGCCGUGGACGCCGUGAUGGAGGACGAGCACCAGGCGGACGUGGUGGCGGGGUGCAGCGCCGUGGCGCCGCUCGUCAGCCUGCUGGAGGGCGACCGCCAUGGGCUGCAUGCAGCGGCCAGCAGUGCGCUCUUCAAGCUGGCGAGGGACCGGCGGCAGUGCAAGCUGGACAUGGCGGGCGCAGGGGUCAUCGAACGCAUCAUUGCCAUCUUCCCUUCGGCGCCCAUCGCGCUGUGCUCGCUGUUCGCCGAGCUGCUGCGCGUACUCACCAACAACUCCACCGUCGCCAAGGGCGCCGCUGCUGCACGCCUCGUGGGCCCCGUGUUCGCCAUGCUGCGCCAGGCGGAGCUGUCCCCCGCUGCACAGACCAGUGCGCUGCAGGCGCUGGUGAACGUGCUGGAGAAGCCCGGGCGCCUGGAGGCCCUGGAGCUGGCCCCGUGCGACGCCAUGGAGCCGUUGGUGCCACUGCUGCUGUUGCCCUCGCUGGUGGUGGCGCAGCUGGCGGCGGGGCUGCUGGCGCACGUGCUGUCGCUGGAGGCCUUCCAGAGCGAUGGCAUCACGGCCGCUGCAGCAGCGCCGCUGGUGCGGCUGCUGGGCAGCGAGCUGGAGUCGCUACGCACAGAGGCGCUCAAGGCACUGGAGCUCGUGUCCGCGUGCUGGCCGGGCGCCAUCGUGGAGGCGGGCGGCAUCGACGAGCUCUCAAGGCUCGUGGCCACGGCACCGCACCCCAUGUGGCAGAUGGCGGCGACGGUGCUGGCCAACGUGCUGCGCGCGCACGACAAGUGUGCGGCGCAAGUGCCUGUGCCCGUGCUGGUGCGCCUGCUCAUGGCCAACACCGAGCCCGUGCAGGUGGUGGCGCUCUCCGCCCUGCUGGCGUUGGAGCGCGAGGACCCGUCGCGCGGGGACGAGAUGGCGCGCAUGGGUGUGGUGGACGCGCUGCUGGAGCUGCUGCGCUGCCACCAGGUGGAGGAGGCGGCGGCGCGCCUGCUGGAGGCCAUCUUCAACAACGCGCGCGUGCGCGACUCGCAGACGGCGCUGCGCUCCAUUGCGCCGCUGGCAUCGUACCUGCUGGACCCCAACUCCCUCGACCCCAACGCCAAGCUGCUGGCGGCGCUGGCGCUGGGCGACCUCUUCCAGGAGACCAGCGUGGCGCUCAAAACCGUGGACCUCACGGGCGCGUGCCGCGCGCUGGUGGCGCUGAUGGCGGAGCGGGCGAGCGAGGACCUGGUGAUGGUGGCGCUGUGCGGGCUGCAGAAUCUGGUGGCCAGCUCCCGGUCCAACAAGCGCGCCGUGGCGGACGCGGGCGGCUUCGCGGUGCUGGUGGAGCUGCUGACGGGCGGGUCGGCGGAGGUGACGUCGCAAGCGGCGAACCUGGUGCGGCUGAUGCUGAACAACCACACGGUGCAGGAGUAUGCGACGCCGGAGCUGGUGUCGGCCAUGACGGGCGUGGUGGAGCGCGAGCUGUGGAAGACAGCCAGCGUGAAUGAGGAGGUGCUGCAGGCCAUCGAGGGGCUGCUCGCCACCUUCUCGCGCCUGCGCUUCAGCGAGUGCGCCACGGCCGCCAUCCCGGUGCUGGUGGGCGCCAUGAAGGUGGGCAGCGAGGUGGCGCAGGAGACGGCGCUGAACGUGCUGUGGCUGCUGCGGCAGGGGUGGGCGCAGAGCAAGGAGAUGGCGCGCCUGCAGUCCAUCGCCAUGGGCGACACCAUCCCCGUGCUGCAGCUCAUGCUGCGCUCAGGGCCCAUCAACCUCUACGAGAAGGCCGAGACGCUGCUCUCCGUGCUGCCCGGCAGCCUGUCGGUGUGCGUGAAGCGCGGGGCGAACCUCAAGGCGUCCAUGGGCGCCACCAACGCGUACUGCAAGGUCACUCUGGGGGACACGCCCGCCAAAGUCACCAAGGUGGUGAGCGCCACGAGUGACCCCGAGUGGAAGCAGACGUUCACGUGGCCGCUGGACGCCCCUCCUCGAGGCCAGAACCUCCACAUCUCGUGCAAGAACAAGGGCACUAUUGGCACGAGCUCCCUGGGCAAGGCGACGAUUCAGAUCGACCGGGUGGUGGCGCUGGGAAUGGUGUCGGGGACGUACGUGCUGCAGCCAGAGGGCAACCGGGACGGCACCCAGCGCACCAUCGAGGUCGACUUCAUGUGGUCCAACCGCUGAUAAACUUCCAUCCACCUGCUGAUGAUGGUGGACCUCAUAUGGUCCAAUCAUUGAUAUAUUCUUGCAGCGCCUGGGGUGCGCUUGAGCAGCACAUGCUCUCAGUGCACCAUGGCCCAUCUUCUACUGUGGUCACGUGUCCUGCUCGCCCUAUUGCGGGGAAUCUUCCACAAGGAACACACCCCGCACUGAGUCACAGCCACUCCUCUCUGCACUGCCACAAAUGGCUCGCUGGUUCCAAUAACACUACUCUGGCUGGAUGGAGGCAGCUCCCACUCAUGCACGUUGCUCCGUGGCGCUAAACUGCCAUGCAUGCCACACUAGCUGCUGCCAUAAGGGCUGAGCUUGGACUACCAUCAACAGCAUCAGCCAUGUGACUCCUGCUACACCCUAUACCCAGCCUGCUUGCCUUGCAGUCCAAGCAAUUGGGGGCUCCAAGCUUCAGAUCAUAAGACACUGCAGUCUAGCUAGUAGUGUCUACUGUAGGCACCCUUUAGGGCUAGCAUGUGUGGUGUGCAUACUGCACAUGAAGAGCCGUCAGUGGAUAGCAUCAGCCACUAGUCAGAAGAUUCCAUGAACACCCCUCUCCACUGUGUCCUUGCCUCCUGUAAGCCGUGAAAGUGAGCCCCACGCGGCCGUGCACCUGUUG
Molecule: messenger RNA, 7580 nt
Organism: Closterium sp. NIES-67
Lineage: Eukaryota; Viridiplantae; Streptophyta; Zygnematophyceae; Desmidiales; Closteriaceae
Source: the annotation of a GenBank genome assembly